UGUGGGAGGCUGUCAUAUACAAAAACAAUAAACAUUUCAUGAGGUCAGGCAAUAAGCAAGUAACAUUUCACGCUGGCUCGUGUGCUUAUGCGUAAGAGGAUAGUUUAUGGCAAAAAUAAUGAAGAUAUGUCUGAAGCUGCGACAGAUGUAUUUAAUUAUUAUUAUGAUUUGGCUAACCAUCAUUGAAUAAAUGGCCAACGACUGCGCUUUUGCAUCUGGAGUAAAGUUAGCUUGGUCGCUAACUGGCUAGCAGCCAUCCAGUAAGCGCGAGCACCUGCGGAGGGUGGUCUGAGUCCUGUGAUUCCGGACAUCGAGUACUGGAGUCCAGUGCUGGAGUCCGACGAUCCUCUUUGGUUCCCGGCUUGUGAGCGAGGUAAUCGGACAACCCCAUCUUCUUCACCUCCUCCACCUAUUCCAGGUGGGGGAGAGGAUGGCCUCCCUCCUCCAUGUCACCCUGCUGGGGUUGCUGCUGGUGGCUGUAGCCCCUGGGUGUUGGGCAGGAGACUGUAAGGGCCACAGACAGGUGCUCAGGGGCCCACCAGGGUACGUCACAGACGGGCCAGGGAACUACUCUGUAAACGGGAACUGCGAGUGGGUCAUCAAAGCCCCCAGCAGCAAUUACCGUAUCGUCCUGAACUUCACCUUUAUGGAGACAGAAUGCACCUACGAUUACCUGUUCGUCUACGAUGGAGACUCCUACCAGAGCCCCCUACUGGCCAGUCUGAGUGGCAACACCCUGCCGCAGCCCAUAGAAGCCAAGUCUGGCAAGAUGCUACUCCACCUCUUCAGCGAUGCCAACUACAACCUCCUGGGCUUCAAUGCCACCUACUUGUUCUCUGUGUGCCCUGGGGCCUGCGGAGGUCACGGGCGCUGUGACACGGCCUCGUCCCUGUGCCAGUGCCACCUGGGCUGGGGAGGAGCCGACUGCAGCACCCCUCUAUGUCCCCAGGCCUGCGUCCUGCAUGGCACCUGUGACAAGAGAGGAGAGCGUUGUCUAUGCAGCUCGGACUUCCUGGGCCAGAGCUGUCAGCUGGGUCUCCGUGAUGACAGUGGGGUGGGGCAGUGGUGGCAGGUGAGUGGGGGCAACCCCUACACGCCCCCCCGGACCGGCUCUGCUGGGGUCUACCUGUCCUCCACUGGAGCCAUGUACCUGUUUGGAGGGUUUGACCUGAACCGAGCUUUGGGGGACCUGGUUAAAUACAACUUCAGCUUGAACCAAUGGGAGAACAGAUCUUAUGGACACUCCCCAGUGGCUCGUCACUCCCACACGGCAGUAGAGUGGAAGGGGAACAUGGUUAUCUUCGGGGGAGAGCUUAUGAGCGGCGCUUUAGCCAGCGACGUCUGGAUGUACCGCCCAAUCCAGGAGGACUGGCAGCAGCUCGGCCAAUCCCAUUCGCCCGGGGCACCGAGGGUGGCCAACCAUGCAGCAUCUGUAGUGGACAACUAUCUCUACAUAUUUGGAGGUCGUACGGAAGAGGAUAUGUUCUCAUCAUCUUUGUAUCGGUUUGAUCUGCGGGAGUCUGGGGUGUGGGAAGCGGUGCAGCCCACUGGGGGGAAGCCCCCCUCCACAGCAGGCCACUCCAUGGUGUUUCACCCCCCGUCUCGGGCUCUGCUGGUUUACGGGGGCCACAGGCCUACCACUGCCAGGUUCAGUGUACGUGUGAACUCCACGGAUGUAUUCCACGUGGACCGGAGGUUUUGGACCUCGUUCCGCUCCCGUUUCCCAGCCACAGGCCCCAGGGAGAGAGCCUUCCACUCAGCCACCGUCAUCGGAAACUACAUGGUGGUCUAUGGGGGGAAUGUGCACAUCCACUACCAGGAAGAGAAGUGUUAUGAUGAGGAAAUCUUCUUCUACCACCUGGGGUGUCACCAGUGGGUGUCAGCCGGGUCGAGCUUCCAACACAGAGGAGAGUCUGUGAGAGGGCGGUACUCCCAUGUAGCUGCUGUGAUGGAGGGCAGGGUGCUGCUGGUUGCCGGGGGUUACAGUGGUAUUGCCCGUGGAGACCUGGUGGCAUACAAAGUUCCGCUGUUUGUGAGCAGCGACCCAGGAGACCGGGAUGCUGUGUGUGCCGAGGCACCAGAUGAGAGCAUGUGUCUGAAGAACCCAGAAUGCAGCUGGUGUGAGGGCCGCUGUCGGGAGUACCAACCCACCAACCCGUGUGGCAGCACAGGGUGCCUGGGCCUGGCCCGCUUUCUGUCUGACUGCCAGUCCUGCCUGGUGUUCAGUGGGGCUCCAGGUUCCCUGCCCCGUGCCCCUGGUGACUUCGGCUGGUGUGUCCAGAACGAGUCCUGCCUACCUGUAUCAGAUCAAAGUGCUUGCCGUGUGGACCAGAUCUCAGGGGCGUACGGCUGGUGGGGGGAGCGUACCCGUUUCCUUACCACACUCCUUUCCUGUCGCACUGAGAACUAUGUCCCGGGACUGCACCUGCUCACCUUCCAGCACCCCCGCAAUGACUCCCAGCCUGACAAGGUGUCCAUCCUGCGCAGCACCUCCAUCAUCCUCAGCCCCACCACAGAGAUGGACGUCACCCUGCAGUUCCGGGGUUUCAUCCACCCUCUGUGGGGUGCCCCUCCACCUGCACCCCCUCCCACCGAGACAGUCUCAAUGUGGGCCCGGAUACAGAGGCUACACUUUGAGGCCCGCAUGGCUGCUGGACCCAACUCCCUGCAACUGGUGAGGGAGCGGGAGAAGGAGGUGAUAGGUCGCUGGGCAGCUCAUCAGGAGAAGGAGACGAAGCUGCUGUCCCGUCCUGACAUGGGUCGUCUGUUUCCCAACCUGACCCGGGGGAACCGCUACCUGGUCCAGGCCGAGGGAUACCUCAACAACUCAGGCUCUGGACAGACCAGUGAGAUGGCCCUGACCUGGAACAGAACCGCUCUGCCCGGCGGAAGUGAGAUUUCCUUCCUGUUCUUGGAGCCGUACCGUUCUGGCUCUUGCUCGGGGUACCAGUCUUGCUUGGCGUGUCUGUCAGACCAGUCCUGUGGCUGGUGCCCGUCUCUGGGCCGCUGUCUGUUCCGUGCACUGCCUGACAUGGAGCCCUGCCCAGAGGACCAGGGGGGAGGGGAACGCCACCUGCUGCUGGCCCCGCCACAAUGCACCCUCUGUGAGGAGUACAGGGACUGCUCCGCCUGCACUCAGGACCACUACUGUGAGUGGCAGAUCAACGCCAGCAAGAAGGGUGACUACCAAUGCAGCCGACGGGGGAAACUGGAUGGAUCCAUUCGCAACCCAGGGGGGUGCCCUAAAGUCUGCAACCAGAGGAGGACGUGUGGAGAGUGUCUGUCUAACUCCAGUCAGUGUGCGUGGUGUGAGUCGGCCCAGGCCUGCUUCUACUUCGCUGCCUACCUCACCAAGUAUCCCUAUGGAGAGUGCAGGGACUGGUAUGACAGUGUUCACUCAGUGCCCCAGUGUAAGCAGUGCUCAGCUCUGGUCACCUGUACAGACUGUCUCCAGACGUUUCAGUGCGGCUGGUGUGGAGACUACAACAACCCCACCAUCGGCAGGUGUCUACGAGGAGACUGGGGAGGGAUGGACGACGCCUCUGUGUAUAACUGCAGUGUGGCUGUGGAUGAAGUACGGGCUACCAGUCCUGAGCCCCAGACCUUGGCCCCCCCGCGGCCCAUGGAGCUGGAGCACAUGGAGGAGGGGGAGAGGGACCCAGUCUGGUCCUACCCCAGCUGUCCCGAUGUGGAGGAGUGCAGGCUGGGCCUCCACAGCUGCCACCCCUUCGCCACCUGCGUCAACACCCCCUCCUCCUUUGAGUGCCACUGUGAGAGGGGCUACACCGGGGACGGCACCCUGCACUGCAACCAGACUUGUUAUAAUGAGUGUCGUGAGGGCCAGUGCAGCGGCAGCCCGCGGUUCGAGUGUGAGUGUUCCCUGGGCUGGACAUCUGACCCAGCCACACUGGUGCUGAGCGGGGUGGAGUGUGAUGUGGACUGUGGCUGUAACUUCCACAGCACCUGUAUCACCGCCCCAGGCAUCUGUGACCACUGCCAGGAUUGGACAAUGGGUCUCCAGUGUGAGCACUGUCGACCAGGGAGUUUUGGUUCUGCGCUGGCCGGGGGCGGGGGCUGUGUGCCCUGCCAGUGUAACGGACAUGGAGGCCCACUCCUGGGCUACUGCCACAAUCAGACAGGCCAAUGCUACUGCACACACCACACCCAGGGACCACACUGUGAAUCGUGCUUGCCUGGAUACUACGGAGACCCCAGGAAUAAUGGCACCUGUUUUCGUCAGUGUCAAGGGCGCUCUGUGAUCCUGUCCCACCAGUCACCCCUCUCUGAGCUCCCCAUCUCGUCCUCCCUGGGGUGGCGAGGGGGCGUCGGGGGGAAGGGGGGACUCUCCCACUGUCUGUGGGUCCUGUCUGUCUCUGAGAACCUGGUCCCCUGUGUGCCGGGCAAGCUGUGCCCUCUUGUGGCUCUCACCCUGCACCCAGACUCCUACACACAGUGCACUAGCUCCUAUGUUUACGUGUUUGACGGCCUGCCUCGUUUCUUGAGCAACGGGGUGGUGCACUCGGACCACAACCUGAUUGGUGCAUUCUGUGGGACGACCCGGACUCAGCCAAUCACUGUGGAGGCCACUUCAGGUGUGAUCUCUGUGUACUUUGAGGCCAACGUCUCGUCCGACCGCCCUCAGGGUUUCAACGCCUCCUUCUGGGUGCGGCGCUGUCGCCAGGGUUCUGAGGCGGGGGAGGAUGGGUCACCCGUAUGCCAGGGAGGGGCGCAGUGCAGCGGGGGGCUGUGCCAGUGUACUCAGGGGUAUGGGGGACCGUACUGCGACAGGCCCCUCUGUCCCGAGGGCUGUGGGCUAGCAGAGGGCCGAGGCUCCUGUAACUUGUCUCUGGGAGUGUGUGUGUGUGCAGACGGUUGGGGCGGCUCUGACUGCUCCACCCCUCUGGACUCCAGCAGCCUAGUUUGGGAAACCCUACUGGACACACAGCUCACAGCGAACCAGGCCCACAGGUUCCUCCACCGGAUGGGCCAUUCUCUAGUGUCUGGACCGCAGGGGAACCUCUGGAUGUAUGGAGGCCUUUCUCUCUCAGAGGGCAUCCUGGGAAAUGUCUACAGGUACUCUGUGUUGGAGCGGCGCUGGACUCAGAUGCUGACCAGCUCAGUGGAGGAAGGCUCCACCCCCAGCCCCCGCUACCACCACGCCUCUGCCCUUCUGGCCAGUCACGAGCCUCUCUCCGGCGGCCAAGGAGCUACUCACAACCUCAUGCUGGUCGUGGGCGGUGUCACGCAGAAGGGUGUCGCCGUGGAUAUGUGGAGCCUCAACCUCAGCAGUCUGGUGUGGCGACAGCACAAGAGCUCAGUGCUGCCACCGGUGGCUGGUCAUACUCUAACGGUGCGUCGGGACUCCUCUAUGCUGCUCAUCGGAGGUUACUCUCCAGAGAACGGCUUCAACCAUCACCUGCUGGAGUUCAACAUCCACUCUGGCAACUGGACCGUCGCCCCCCACACCGGCACACCUCCUACAGGUCUGUAUGGCCACUCGGCUGUGUACCACGAGCAGACAGACGCCGUGUACGUGUUCGGAGGCUACCGCUUCCAUGUGGAGACAGUGGAGCCCUCAGGAGAGCUCUACAGUCUCUACUAUGCCAACCUCACCUGGUCCCUACUGGUCCCCUCACAGGGGAAUAAGCCCCUGUCCCGUUUCUUCCACGCUGCAGCCCUGAUAAAAGACACCAUGGUGAUUGUGGGAGGGAGAACAGGAGUGGAGGACUACAGCAACACGGUGUAUCUGUACCAGAUCAACUGUAACACCUGGAUACAGCCAGACUCGGCGGUGGGCGAGCCGGUUAACCGUUCAGUUUCUCUGGCCAUGGUGGGCUGGGGUGGGCGGCUGUUCCUCUCUGGGGGGUUCAACGGGGUCACCCUGGGGCGUCUUCUCACCCUGACCCUUCCCUCUGACCCCUGUGCCUUGCUGCCCACGCCUGAGGCCUGCAACACCACCACAGGCAGUUGUGUCUGGUGCAGGGGCACCUGCGCCGCCUCUGAUACUGCUGAGAGACUGGGCUGUUCCAUUGGUCAGUCUCCCUGCUCCCCCACCCCUCGUCUACCAGACCAGUGUCGCAGACUGAAGACCUGCAGUGAGUGUCUGGCACGCCACCCCAGUACCUUCUCUAGUCCCUCACAGUCACAGUCUGCUCUGCAGUGUAAGUGGUGCACCAACUGUCCAGAGGGAGCAUGCAUCAGCAGUACAGUCAGCUGCACCUCAGAACACGACUGUAGGAUCAACCAGAGAGAGAUCUUCCUGUCCAGCAACUGUACUGAGACCAGCUGUGAGGCCUCCGACUGCCCCAAGUGCACCGCCUCAGGGAAGUGCAUGUGGACACGCCAGUUCAAACGCACCGGUGAGACCAGGCGCAUCCUGAGUGUGAACCCCACCUACGACUGGACGUGCUUCAGCUACGCCCUGCUCAACGUGUCCCCCAUGCAGGUGGAGUCCUCCCCUCCUCUGCCCUGCCCGCCCCCCUGCCACCACCUCAGCACCUGCAACCUCUGCCUGGGCUCCCGGGGCUCAGACGGGGGCUGGCAGCACUGUGUGUGGAGCAUGGCACUGCAGCAGUGUGUGAGUCCGUCCUUCGUGCCUCUGCGCUGUGAGGCGGGUCAGUGUGGUCGUCUGCUGUCUGGUGGGGACUCGUGCUCCCCCCAGUGCGCUCAGCUCACCCAGUGCUCUCAGUGCAUCGCCUGUCCCCAGUGUGGCUGGUGUGCUGCCAGGGGGGGCAACGGGUCUGGACGCUGCCAGCAGGGAGGCCUCAACGGUGUGAGUGAGGGAGUGUGUCCCCAGGGAAACAGCAGCUGGUCCUUCCUCCACUGCCCAGAGGAGGAUGAGUGUGCCAACGGCCACCACCACUGUAACGUCACCCAGGACUGCCAUGACCUGACCCAGGGAUACCACUGCACCUGCAAGCAGGGCUACGUUCUCAGCCGUGUGUCAGGCCAGUGUGAGCCGGUCUGUGAUCAGGGCUGUGUCAACGGGACCUGUGUGUCCCCGGGAGUGUGUCAGUGUCACUUUGGCUUUGUGGGGGACAACUGCUCGUCUCAGUGUCGUUGUAACAAACACAGCAACUGUAAAGGAGUGUCUGAGCCUGACAAGUGUCUGGAGUGUAAAAACAACACUAUGGGUGAUCACUGUGAGAAGUGUAAGCCCCUGUAUGUGGGGUUGGCGGUGGGCGGGGGGACGUGUCGCCCCUGUCGGGAGUUCUGCAGGGGGAACAGCGCAGUGUGUCUGUCCCGGGACGAACACAAGAGGGCGCUAGACCACCCCCAAGACCACCCUCUGGACCCAGACAGCAUUGUUCAGUGGGUGUCGGAAGGUCCUACAGAGGACUCAGCGGUUUGUGUGAGCUGCCAGAACAAUAGCGUGGGGGACAAGUGUGAGAGCUGCCUCAGCGGCUACUUCCUAUUGCAGGGGAACUGUGACAAGUGUCAGUGUAACGGCCAUGCAGACACAUGUAAUGAACAUGACGGCACAGGCUGCCCAUGUCAGAACAACACAGAGACCUCUUCCUGCCUCAGCAGCCCACAGAGCGACAGGAAGGACUGCUACAGAACACAGUGCGCCAAGUGCAAAGACUCCUUCAACGGCACACCGGUAAACGGGCGCCAGUGCUACCGCCAGUUCAACGUGGACAAUGAGUGCUGCUUCGACCCCACCUCUCAGACAAACUGCUUCCACGACCCCACCAUCCGCAAUUUACCCAAGGGACGCACUGUCUUCUUCGCUGCCCAGCCAAAGUUCACCAACGUGGACAUCCGGGUCACCAUCGACGUGACCUUCGGGGAGGUGGAGGUGUACGUGUCCAACUCCCAUGACACCUUCAUCGUAGAAGUGGACCUCCACACAGGCAUCCACGCCAUCAAGAUCGAGGACGAGUCGGUGGCCCGAGGUGGGUCGAGCGGAGGGGAUAAGGAGACACCUCCGUCACCUAUGAAGGUGUAUGCCAACUCCUCAUCCAGCCUGGGUGGGGCCAUGCUCCCCAACACCCCCCUGCAGCUCCACGCCAAGCCCCAGGGGGCGGACAGGAAGGUACGGGAGGCCAAGACGGCGGGGCUCAUCUCCUACAUCACGGUGUGGAAGCCCCAGACGGUGCUGAUUGUUCGAGGUGUCCGUGACCGUGUGGUCAUCACCUUCCCCCAUGAGGUCCACUCCCUGAAGUCCAGCCGCUUCUACAUCGCCCUGCGCGGGGUAGGCGCCGAGGAGAGACGGGGCGAGUCCCAGGGCCUGCUCUUCCUCCGCCAGGACCAGGCUCACAUUGACCUGUUCGUCUUCUUCUCUGUUUUCUUCUCCUGCUUCUUCCUCUUCCUCUCCGUCUGCGUCCUCCUCUGGAAGAUCAAGCAGUUCAUGGACUUCCGCCGAGAGCAGAGGCGUCACAUCCAGGAAAUGACCAAGAUGGCAUCCAGGCCCUUCGCCAAGCUCACUGUCUAUUUGGAGCCAGAGGAGCCCCAGCUCAUCUACCUGCCCUCCACAGGGGGCGGAGGGGUGGGGGGCAGUGCCGUGUCCCUGGCCCAUGCACGCACAGGCAAGCUGGGGGGCAUUGUAGUUGGCCAGAGGGGGCGUGCUGGAGCCAUCUCCUACAAACACGAGCCAGGCUCCGGCCCCACCGUCCACCACCACCACCUUACCCUGGGUGGAGGGGGCAACAGUGGGCAACACCUGCCCCUGCAUUACCUCAACACCCACCACUAUGUCCCCACCAACACCACGGCCUCGCACCCCCACCACCACCCAUCCUCCCACAGUGGCUACCAGCACUUCUGCCGCUCCGACCCCUUCCUGUCCCAGCUCAUGGGCUUCUCCUACUCCACCUUCAAGGUGGGGCCCAUCACCCUGGAGCCCACGGACGACGGCAUGGCCGGGGUGGCCACCGUCCUCAUCCAGCUGCCGGGGGGCAUCCUGGCCCCUAACCGCGCCUGCCUGGGGUCUGCCUUGGUCACACUACGGCAAAACCUCCAGGAGUACUGUGGUCACGGCAAUGGAGGAGGACACCCCGGGGUGGGAGGGGGGCGCAAAGGCCUGCUAGGGCAUCAGCACCUCACCACCAUGGCUAUGUAGAGAAGAGAGGGGGAGAAAGUAGAUGAGAGAGGGGUAUGUGAUGGGGUGGUAGUAACAUGUUAAGAGGUUAGAAGAGAAAUGGGGAGUCACAUGAAAAAGGCCAUAAAGGAGAAAGUUGUGUAAGAGCCUGUUAAAACCUCUCCCCAUCCCGCAUGAGGGAGCAUAAUCAGACUGAUACUAAUUAGCAUAACGCAACGGACAUAAAUAUUCCUAUAAAAUAUUCCUAUUCAUGAAAAUCACAAGUGAAAUGUAUUGAGACACAGCUUAGCCUUCUGUUAAUCACCCUGUCAUCUCAGAUUUUCAAAAUAUGCUUUACAGCCAAAGCUAGACAAGCAUUUGUGUAAGUUUAUCGAUAGCCUAGCAUAGCAUUUUGUCCAGCUAGCAGCAGGUAACUUGGUCACGGAAAUCAGAAAAGCAAUCAAAUUAAAUCGUUUACCUUUGAUGAGCUUCGGAUGUUUUCACUCACGAGACUCCCAGUUAGAAAGCAAUGUUCCUUUUUUCCAAAAAUAUUAUUUUUGUAGGCGAAAUAGCUCCGUUUGUUCUUCACGUUUGGCUGAGAAAUUGCCCGGAAAUUGCAGUCAUGAAAACGCCGAAAAAUAUUCCAAAUUAGCUCCAUAAUAUCAACAAACAUGGCAAAUGUUGUUUAUAAUCAAUCCUCAAGGUGUUUUUCAAAUAUCUAUUCGAUAAUAUAUCCACCGGGACAAUUGGUUUUUCAGUAGGACCGAUUGGAAUAAUGGCUACCUCUGUAUUUUACGCGAGAAUCACUCUGAGAGCCAUCAGGUGACCAGUUGCGCAAUGUAGCCGCUUACGGGUAUUCUUCAACAUAAAUGCGUAAAACUACAUCACAAUGCUGUAGACACCUUGGGGAAUACGGAGGAAAAGUAAUCUGGUUGAUAGCCCAUUCACUGCUCAAUAGGGAUGCAUUGGAACGCAUUGGAUUUUUCUCAGGCUUUCGCCUGCAAUAUCAGUUCUGUUAUACUCACAGACAAUAUUUUUACAGUUUUGGAAACUUUAGAGUUUUCUAUCCUAAGCUGUCAAUUAUAUGCAUAUUCUAGCAUCUUGUCCUGACAAAAUAUCCCAUUUACUACGGGAACGUUAUUUUUCCAAAAAUGAAAAUACUGCCCCCUAGUCACAAAAGGUUAUUAAAGUUGAUAGGAUUGGUACAUGUAUUUACUGUUUCAAUAUUGAUUGUCUUUUAUUCCGUUAUGUAUCGCUUUAUUUCAAACGCUAUACGUGAAUAGAAUGCACUACAACUGCACGUUAUAUCAGCUCAACCAUUCAGUUGCAUCCUGUCUGCGUCCGCUAUUGAGGUAUGAGUGCAGGCGACAACCAGACGCAGAGACUUUUUCUGCACUGUCGUUUUUUCGGAAUGACCAAUAAAAGUAGGGACGAUAACUACUGGAGUUGGAACCAACAUGUGCUUUAUACCCCAGAAAGUAGUAGCAAUCAAACAUUACCAUUAAAAACAAGAGAUAGAAGGCUUAGUCCGCCAGGAUGUGCAACAUCGAAUUGACAGGAUAGGAAUAAAGUGAUGCUUGUUUGUCAGAUGUUUUUUUUAUAUCAUGGCAGUAAUGAUGAGUGAAAUUAAUUAUAAGUUCAUAUAUGGCAGGCUUUUGAGCUACGUGUCUGUUUAUUAACUCAAAACCCGAAGUAUAUAUUUGUACAUGUUCAUUCACAGGACCUUUUACAUGUUUCUUUAUCGGUUGCUGUUGUAUUUGUUUCUCUGCUCGUCUGUCUCCAGUUCUUCUGCAUUUGUGAAAUCGCAGGCCUACACUUAACAAUCCUGUUGUGUAUCGCGUCCACUUUUGACACAUUUGAUGUCUGUAAAUAGAUUUUGUUACAAAUGAAGGAUUUAACUAGGUUAUCAGACUUCUGUCCCUGUAGCCAUUUUACGAGUGGAUAACAUAACACACUAUGUUUUGUUUAGUUUCUAAGGCUUUUAUUUCAGUUAUUUGAUAUGAACUGUAUGUUAACGUUUAUUGUUUUGUUUUUAGCUCUUUUGAUUGGAUGAUUUUUAUCAGCCAAUGAGGGCUGUGAUUAGAACUGAAUUCACUUUUUGGAUUUGUCUUGUGACAAAUGGAACAAGAAAAAAAUUACAGUAUGUGGAACAAAAAAAUGUAUGGAAAUUGUCAGAUUAUAAUGGAGACAAAGGAAAGCAACAUCUUCCUGGUGAAAGAUAACAUUAAUGAAAAGGGGUUUUUAUUUUCAAGGAGGGUGUGUUACAUUUUUUUGUUAAUGUUUUUUGCACUCUUAAGACGUAAUUUUUUUCGGUUUCACAUGUGAAUCCCCCCAUUAUCUUGCAACAAUCUGAAUGGUGCUAUUACACAACCAUUAGACUACAAAAUGAUUGGUAAUUCAGAUCUCAUUUACAUGUAUUUAACCACAUGUUUUACAAAAAUAACAGCUUUCUUGUUUAGUAGCAUUGCUCCUAAUUAAGGAAAAUUGUAACACUGUCGUCAGCUACCUUCGAGUCUGGGCACAAGCAUUAUUAGACUGGUUACAUUUUUCUUGUUUCACUGAGCACCUGAGUUACAUUUUUCAGUUACAUUUGUUUGUGUACCUGAGUUACAUUUUUCAUUUGCUCGUUUUUUUAAGAAGGGAACAAGUGAUGUACAGAAGAUGUUUGCCUGCCAGGCUCUUUGUCCUGGUGACGAGUCGGCUACAAUAUUAAAAGUCCAGGAAAGAUGGCA
Oncorhynchus masou masou (cherry salmon) is the source of this 11754-nucleotide messenger RNA. RefSeq names its product multiple epidermal growth factor-like domains protein 8. The transcript is spliced from 43 exons. The record is from RefSeq and is a predicted model, not a curated record. NCBI's taxonomy places the organism in Eukaryota, Metazoa, Chordata, Actinopteri, Salmoniformes, Salmonidae. Bases 431 to 9064 code for a protein of 2877 amino acids. Gene Ontology annotation, molecular function: protein binding; calcium ion binding.